Messenger RNA from Spirodela intermedia, 99 nucleotides. Lineage: Eukaryota; Viridiplantae; Streptophyta; Magnoliopsida; Alismatales; Araceae. The record is from the annotation of a GenBank genome assembly.
AUGCAAGCAUGUUAUCGCUUCAUUGUUGUCAUCCAAAAACACAGUCAAUCCUGUUCACUAUUUUCUUUUAUCCAUGUGGCAUCUACGGCACUUGGUUGA